AUGGGUAUUGCUGUAAGUACCUGGUGCGUGGUCAUAAGACAUGUUGUCUAUAUCUACUUGCUGAAGCCUCGACAGAAUCCCUCGGUUGAUCCGGCAAACGUGGUGCAAUCGCUUGUAUACAUUCUCUCGGGAGUGUUUGAUGCUACUAGGGAUUUAUACCGCACUUUAUCAUUGAAGGAGCAGAGGGAAUAUGAACAGAGCCUCAGGAGCUACUCGAGAAGAGCCGAAUAUGUCUCGGAUGAGAGGUUGGGCAGCGAAGAAGCUAUCAUGACAGACAAGUCGGCAAUGGUCCGGCAGUUUGAGAUUGGAUAUCACGCAAUGGGCACCGAGUUUGCUAUGGGUGAUGUGACUGCGCAGACGGAGCUCCAGUGGCAGAUUAUCGCCCUGCAGAGCGUGCUGGUAAGCACUGCCAUAUAUGGACCUGUGUCAUCGGACUCAGCGGCUCAUCAAUUAUCGAAUAUCAACGCGGCUUCGAGAGCAGCAGCAGCGAGAUCGAUUGAAGUCUUGAUUGCACUACAGGACCGGCAGAUGGAUGAGCGCCCGGUUACACCGCGGUCGAUGCAUUCAGUUACUACAACUCGUUCGAGCCCGCAUCAUGCGCCUUCGCAUGUGGCCUCUCAUUUAACGUCCCAUUCGACCAGCCAUGCACCUUCACAUGCGCCUUCUCACCACAGCUCUUAUGCGCCGUCUUUCCUGCCGUCCAAAACACCUUCCCAAGCGCCAUCUAAAGUACCAUCCCAGGUACCAUCCAAGGUACCAUCUCAUGCACCGUCGAGAGCUACAUCAAAAGCACCGUCCAAAGCACCUUCGCACGCAGUAUCCCAAGCACCAUCGCGGGCCCUAACACUUCCUCAGCCACCCAUUGGUCCCAACUCGGCUACCACCGUAACUGUCAAGCACGAUGAACCCGUACACGUAAGAACCAACAGCCCAGUUAAUACCACAAUCCUCGAUUGGCAAAGCAAAGUCGAGCCCGAGCCCUCCGUCACCGAAAGUACCUCCACCACUGUCCCCUCCCACCCAGGUCACCUCUACUGUCAAUACGCCUACGACCUCCAGCGCGACCCCACGCAGCCCCUGCACCCCACGCUCCUCACCACCAAAGACGCACGCUGCCCCCACUGCGCAGGCUCCCUACACCUCUCCCCAGGAAAAGCCUGGGAAAUUUCCAAAUGGGCCGGCGAUACCGAACGCACCUUCCAAGUCUCCAACCGCUUCGUAGUAAAAUGCCACCGCGACGGGCCCGACGCGCAGUACUGCUGCGUUAUUUGCUCCAAAUACUCGGAUUCCGACACUAUUUGUGGGGACGUUAAGGCGCUGGUUAAGCAUCUUUCGGAUGAGCAUGAGGUUAGGGAGUUAAAGCAUGAGGAGGAUAUUGUCGAGGUCAUUGAGCAGGUUGUGGUGAUGGGGAAGAGGGAUAGUGGUGUGGGUUACGCUGGUGGGGGAGCGGCGUCAAGGGGGAGUAGAAGUCGUAGGAGUGCGAGUGUGGUGUCAGGGAAGGGGAGGAGGAGGAAGAGUUUGGGGGUUUUGGAGAGGGAGAUUGAUGUUUUUGAAGUGAGGAGUGGGAGGAGAUGA
Molecule: messenger RNA, 1575 nt
Organism: Bipolaris oryzae ATCC 44560
Lineage: Eukaryota; Fungi; Ascomycota; Dothideomycetes; Pleosporales; Pleosporaceae
Exons: 4
Coding region: 1-1575 (524 amino acids)
Source: RefSeq, a predicted model, not a curated record